UAUUUGUUGAAACAUCAUGAGGUCAAAUAUGGUACGGCGGAUUUGAUCACAGUUAUCACCCCUUGUUGAAUCCUCUUCUCAAAGGAGAACAUCCGCAAUCAUAAAUCUAUGAAAUGGAACAACAUCAGUUAAAAAUCUAGUAGAAGUUUUCUAUUGUAAUGGCAAAUGGAGUCAGACAGUCCAGGAAUUCACGUCGCAUUGCUCCGGAACCAGGUUCAUGUGAUAGUAUUAUUGAAAUACGACCUAGCAGGCAUUUACGUGUAAAACGGCUUAACCCGAAGGAAAGAGAUGAGAAAUUUGAAAAAGAAAUGCAGGCCUACCUGCAGUACCGAGAGCUUGGAGCGUUAAGUUCUGGGGUUGCAGUACCGCCUCAUCUUUUGGGUCAAAGACAAGAAACCAAUCAUGGGAAUUCAAAUAAGGCAAAAUCGGAACAUCAAGAAACAGUAGCUCCACAUGAAAUCAAAGAAGAAAAAAAUGUUCAAAAUGAAAGGGAAAAGUCUGAUUAUUUGAAUUUAUCACACGGAAAAUCUCAGAUACAUUCGCCUUCACGAAACUCACUGUACUCCCAGGGAGCUCAGUCUGUUUCUGGAGUCCAUGUUGCGGUUCAAAGACCUUCUUCUGAAGUGCAUGCGCUAGGUCAGAUAGGAGAAAGCAACCUUGAACUUGAGGAAGACGUUCAUUCCAGUUCUCUGCAUAAAAGUGCUAGGUCUCCUCGUAAAACAAAAGAUCACAGACCCGUUAGUGCUAGGAGCUUUAAACGUGGUGCAAAAUCUCUAGCCACGUCUGAUGUAAAUGACACAUUAUCAAAUCUUCCAGAUAUAGAUCACACCUCUGUGACACACCUUGACUCACCAUUUAAGGAUGCAACUUUUUUUUUUAUACAUGGUGUAGGGGGCUCAGCAGAUAUUUGGAAUGCCCAGCUUGAGUUCUUUGCCAGCCUUGGACUUGAAGUUAUAGCUCCAGACUUGAUAGGUCAUGGAUUAAGCUGCAGUCCUGACUUUGAAAGAGCGUACCAUUUCAAUGAGCUCCUAAAUGACCUAGAACUCAUAUUUGACAAGUACUGCAAACGACAGAAUGUUGUCGUUGGACAUUCCUAUGGGUGUGCAUUUGCUGCAGCCCUAGGUCGUCGUAGAGCAAGACGUGUUUCCAAGCUUGUGCUGAUAAGUGGUGGAGCCCCAAUACCCCUUGCCCCACAGCCGGGCGUGUUCUCUCUUCCAUCAUGUAUGUUGGCUUGCCUCAAACCUUGUAUCUUCAGCAAGUUUGAGAGAAAUGCUUUCCACAAUACCAAAAUGAGUGGGCUAUCUCGGGAACAAGCCUUUGACUUGCCAGUGUAUGUUCUCAGUCAUAUGAUGAAAGGUCAGGAUUGGUUGGACGGUGAUGAACUAUAUCAUCAAUGGCUUACGGCACCUACAUUACUGUUACACGGGAAAUUUGAUAAGUUUGUGUCAGUGGAGGAAGAACAGGAGAUGGAACAGGCAAUAUACUACUCCCAUCUGGUUGUUAUUGACAACGCUAGUCACAUGGUAAUGAUGGAAGCCCCGAAAAAAGUGAACCAAGUCAUGUACGAAUUUAUCUUUCAAGAUAAUUACGAGCCGCUGGAAACCGACAGACCAAAAACACGCCUCUCAAGUGCCAAAUCUGCAAGAUCUGUGAAGCAUCGGACAUCAAAACAGUUGGCAUGAUGAAGAACAUAAUUUUAAUGGAAAGUAAGCCAGGCUAUGAUUAACAAGGAAGUCUGGCAACCAGUAAAGUUGAAUUUAACCUUUAGCCUGCUAAAUUUCUAAAAUGGACUGGUCCAUCAAUACCAUAUAUUAUUCAAAGUGGUGUUCGCUGAAUAUUUACUAAAUGAAUAACAAACAGUGUAGACUAUGAUCAGCCUGAUCUUGGUCUGCACUGGUCACAAAGGCAGAACCACUUGCCACCAGCAGGCUAAUGGUUAAUAUAGUCAGUAUAAUUUUAAGAGCUAUUGAUUUAACACUUCAUGCAUAAUAUGUUAUUUCAGGGCAUUUUUAGAAUCUUUCACAAACUGUGUAAGACUCCUUUAUAUAAUUCAACAGUAACAUUAAAUUAUGUUGAUAAUUAACUAUAGACACUUGCUGAAUUAGAUAGCUUAACAAAUGUACAUAUAAUACAUUUGUGAAAAAAGAUGUUUAUAUAAGCCUAUAAGGUCAGAACAAUCACAUUGACUGAAACAACAUUAAUUUGGGGAGGUUAAAUUUCAAAAGAAAUUGUUGCAUAUCAGAUGGCAAUUAGUGAUUCCUUUUUACUUCUUUGAUCUUUAAAUUCCAUUUAUAUCACAGAUCAGGUUAUCAGUUACAAAUUUUGUUAGAUGUUAAAAAAAAUGUUUUUUUAUUUACCAAUAUUAAUUAGAGUAUCAUCCAUGACUGAUGGGUAGUCUUUUGAUAAUUUUAAAUGAGUGAGAUUUUGUACUGCUUAACCUUUACCCUGCUAAAUUUCUGAAAUGGGCUGGUCUAUCAUUCAGUUUGGGCAGUACAGUUUAUUAUUCAAAGGGGUGUUCUCUGAAAAUUCACUGACUGAAUAUUGAGCAGUGCAUACCAUGAUCAGCCUGCACAGAGGUGCAAAUCAUGUACCGCGUCACAUGAAUUUAUUAGAAGGUUGAAAUUGGAGUGAUUUAAGUAAGUUUUUAGCUUCCUUCACAUGUGAAAGUAAAUUAAUUGCUUUUACAGUAAUGUAGAUUUCAGUACACUUUUCAUUAGUAACCUGUGUUUUAAAACACGAUAUAUUCUUUAAUUUUGCAAUUUCUUGAAAAACAAGUACAAAAAUGUACUAAAAACCCACUGUGACUGGGAUGAUUACACGGUUAAUCAGAUCCAAUUCGAUUACUAAGUGAAACUGGUUUCAAUUUUGCAAAACGGCUAAUGGCUCGCAAACAAUAAACAUCACGAAUCGUACUUUAUACAUUUCUUUGACCAGCACAUAGACCCGCAGUAUAUUUCCGCUAAAACACAUCAACUUGAACAUAAUCAAUAGUCUCGGAUUUGCCUGUAGUGAUAUAUCUAAAAUAAAAUACACCAAAAUAUGACUUAUUAAUUAUCACACUGCUUCCAAACGAUAAAGUCCGUAAGUUCCUAAUGAAGUCAGCUGCUGGAAGUACCUUGAUACGGUCGUCAGGAAAGAAAACAGCAUUUAAGAUAUGGUGGCCGAUUAACCAAUUCGAUUUGAUUUCAUACAAAUGAUUAACCGGUUUCAGAUUUUGAAAUCGUCCCGGCCCUAGUGUGGUGGAUGUAAAUGAGAUGCACACUUGAUCUGUUUAUUUUCAAGAAAAUGUCUGUCUUGCCAACCUACUGAUACUCACACAAUUAUAACUUUAUGGAUUUCUUAAUACCAGCUUUUGUGCUUGAAUUUGUUAUACACUAAAUUCUUGAUAUCCAUUUCUUUAACAGGGGGAAGGGAAUGGUCAGGCCUGGAGAGGAGGGUCAGGAUUAGGCCCAGAGGAAGGGGUUCGGGUCAGACCUAUAGGGUCAGGAUCCUGCCUAAAGAGAAGGGUCUAGGUCUGACCCAGAAGGGAAGGUCAGGCACAGGGGGUGGGGUGUGAGGGGUCAGGAUCAGACCCAGAGGGUAGGGUCCAGAUCAGACCCAGAGGGGACGGUCAGGUACAGGACAGGUCAGGCACAGGGGGAUGGUCAGGAUCAGGCCUAGAGGGAAGGGUCCAGGUCAAAUCCAGAGGGAAAGGUCAGGCCCAGAAGGGAGGGUCAGGCACAGAGUGGAGGGUCAGGAUCAGGGCCAGAGGGGAAGAUCAGGGUCAGACCAAGGAAGGAGGGUCAGGGUCAGAGGGUUAGAUCAGGCCCAGAGAGGAAGGUCAGUCUCAGUGGGGAGGAUCAGGCACAGAAUGGAGGGUCAGGCCCAGAUGCCAACAUUGUCUGCCUGAUCUUCAAGAAACAUGGUCAAAAUAUUACUCUUUAUGAAAUCUAAGUCAUUUUAAUACUGUGGUCAAAUGCUAGGUCAGGUGAGUGAUUAUACAUGGCCUUCAUGGUCCUCUUUUCAUUAUUUCUGUUUUGCAUGUUAUUCAGAAAAGAUUUUUUUUAACAUUUUUAGUGCAUAUUGUUGCUUUUGCGACAAAGUUAUUUUCAGUCAUAAUACAAUCAGAUUUGCAUGCUUCAGGUGUCACCCCACCCACAUAUGUUGCAAGCAUCUGUCGAAAACUGACAUGUACAUAAUGGAUAUACUUACAAAAUACCUGUAUAUCUAUUCUAGUACAUACUAAUAAUAUUUACAUAUGUAACAUAGUGCUAAAAUUAAUAUCUCUUGUAUCUUAAGUACCUUAACAUAUGUUCUUUUUUUUUAUACAAACAUGUCAAGUACUUUGCCCUCCUACAUGCAAAUUAUUUUCUCCCUUUUUUAGUGAUAGAUACAUUUAUAAAGGAACACCAUUGAGCAAAAACCAACAUUAGGGCUUUACAAACAGCAAGGAUACAGAUCUGAGCACAUCCAUGCUGUCAGUUUAUUAAUACAGUACAUGUAUACAAAUGAUAAAAGAAGACAGUAUGGAUUUAGAUUAGACUGCAUGGUCGUGCAGCUGAUCUGGAUGCAUAUUGAUCGCAAAGCCCUAAUGCUGGUUUUCACACCAGAAAUUGCUCAUCUUGAUUCUAAUUAUUGUUUAGAAAAUAUAUAUUUCACAGGAAAGGAAUUUUCUAUGGUGUUUUUUGUAGUCAGAUCUUCAUAUAUAAAGGAAAUGGUAACUACGAUCUUAUCACAUGCUUGCAACCAUUAAAUAUUCAAAUUAAUUGUACAAAUAAUUUCAAUUAAUUUGAAGUAUUGAAGGUAGCAAGCUGCAAUAUUUUUCGUAUGUUUUACUGAGAUCUAUUAACAGACUUCAGGAAAUUAUUUUUAUAUAUUUUAUGCAGAAACCUGUUAUCAGUUUGUAGUUACCAUUUUCUUUAUAUCUGAAGACCAGAUUGUAAUGGAUACUAUUUAAAAAAUAAAAUCAAAGAAAAGGUGAAAAUACAGGGAUUUUCAUAAUAUGAAAUUGCAAUAUCGAUAUUUCAUUUGUUGUUGUAUAUGGGUUAAAUAUAUAAAAAAAGAAAGGUUCUAAGUGAAGUAUUCAAACUAUCAUAUAACAUGGUUGUAAUAGUUGACAAUGUUAGUUUAUUGUAGGUUUCAUACUUUCGAAUAAUUAUGUCGUGUAUUUAAGUGUUGAUCAAUGUUGGAUCAAGUCAGUAAUAACUGUGUCGAUUCCUUUUGACUUGUGUUAUUUUAGAUUUAUUUUCCAGUAAAUUAUUAUAGGUUGUUAAAUUAAAAUCCUUUUGGUGGGGAUGGUGAAUUAUUAUGCGAAAAAAAAAAUAUUCCAAAGUAUUGUUUUUGUGAAAUGAAUGCAAGUACACAAAAUGGACAAGAUGUAUUCUGCUUUGUUAUUUAGAAAGUUUAUGUUGUUUUGAUCAUGUUGAUUGGUUUCCUACCAGUUACUUAGUGAAGGAGCAUUUUGUCCUAGUGAGUUAUGAAACCUCAUAGAAAUAUUGCCUGUUGUCAGUAGAUAAUCUGUACUAUUUUAGGGAUUGAUAGGUAAAGUUUAUGGUCAAUGUCACAGUGAUAUUGAGACUGAAAAUGGUUUCUGAUCAAUGACAGGAGAGCACAUCUGACUUACAGUCGUCAGACUAAAUGGUAUGAUUGCCUGUGGUCACUAGAUUACACCUGUCAAAGGUCAAGGUCACAGUGACCUUGAGACUGGAAACAGUUUUUAUCAAAGUUUCUUAUAAAUAAAUGAAGAAUGCUUUGGUCUACAGCCAACAAAGUAGGGUUGUAUAUGGUCAGUAGAGGAGCUCCAUUGUUUUGUGGGGCAGUAGGUCAAAGGUCAAGCUUGACAACUAAAAAUCGAUCAGAAUCUUUAUCUCAAGAACACAUUAACAGCAAGAUUAUUUAUGGCCCACAGAUGACCCACCAUUGCUGGUGUAACAGCUUGCUUCAGACAGAAAAUUACUCAUGAAGUUUCCUUCGGUAGGCCAUCAUGGGGUGGGUGAUAUGCGUUUUACAAUCACCUCUUCUGAGUUUGUACAUUCCAUCCAUUUUAUAUAUUGUGUCUGUGAUAUUUUUACAUAUCUUUGAAUUACCUUGUUUAUCACAAGUACAGGGCAACUCAACAUUUUCACCAAAAUCAUAUGAAAGUGUUCUUUUUGUACUUAUUAUUUUUUUUACUUGUACAUUUAAGUGUUGCUGUGCUAAAAUCAACAUCAUAGGGCUUUGCAACAAGCAGGGAACCACAUCACUGCAUAUCCGUACAGUUUGUUUAUCAGUUUCAGCAUUUUAAUGCAACUGAUAAGCAACCAGAUCAAACUGAUUACUGUGGUUUUCGCACAGUGGCGCUCCUUUGGUAUACAAUGUAUAUAUAUAGAUAUAUACCUUGUUUGUUUUGAAGUUCAUGACAUUUCAUUACAACUUUUUUGUUUUCGAUCUCAAAAGGUCAAAAGCUACUGCCUCAAAACACUAUUUUACUCCUACUAAACUAGUUAGAUAUUUUCAUAGAGAUUUUAACAUUUUUCAUUUGUGUUUAUAUGUGAUUAGUAUUCUAACAACAUUUCAUUCAGAUGUUCUGGUAAAAUGUUGAUAUUUUGAAAGAAUUUAAUUUUGUUGACAUAAAAUGUCAUGGUUUAAUCCUUACCAUGUUAAAUUUCUAUAAUGUCAACUUGUUCAUCUUUCCAUUUGGACUGUACAAUUAACUUUUAAAAGGGGUGCUAACCAAAAAGAUACUGACUGAAUGGUGAACAGUGCAGAUCAUGAUCAGACUGCAUGAAUGUACAGGCUGAUCAUAUCUACAGUGGUCACAAAGGCAGAAUCACUUGUGUCCAGCAUAAGAUUUAGGUCAAAACUGCUGUUUUGUGGGACAUGAAUUCAUAAAUAUAAAAUUUUAAAGAUAAAGGUAAAUUUGAAAUUUAUUUCAUUGUUGGUAUUUGUAAUCAAACAAACAUAAUUAUAAUCUACAAAACAUAGUUUUAUUAUUUGCAAAUCACAAACAUUAGGUAGUUUAGAAUUUUGUAGUCUCAUACACAGUUGAAACUUGGUAGUUUAGAAUUUUGUAGUCUCAUACACAGUUGAAACUCGCUAUCUUUAACUCUUCUCAAAUUUCCGGCUAUCACAAAGGCAUUUUCAAGUUCUGUUGCAAAAAAACUUGUGCACAAACUCGAAGUAAAAUUCUCAAUCCUUUGGAAUUGGAGAUAUCAAGUUUCGGUUGUAUUUAGAACUUAAGACCCCCCUUUCUAGAUAGUAACAAAAGGACACAAUUAAUUUUCUUUUUAUAUAAAGCAGAAUAGUGAUAUGUUGUUCACUUGUUAGGAGUUUCCUUCCUUUUAAGGAAAUUAGCGUGAUUAUUGUUUCAAACAUUUACAAUCGUGUAUUUCCGGGACUUUUUGAAAUUGGGUCAGCUCUGUAGAAUGAAUAACGGCAUAUGAUAACGUAGUUCAGUGCUGAAAUUUGUAAUGUCAUACGUAAAAGAUCUUUCAAAAGAUAUGGUUAUUUUUCAACAGUAUAUUUUUUAGGUAUUUUUAAGAUGUAUUACUAAAUAAAACAUCAAAAAAGCAGAUUUGUUACAUGUAUAUAUUAAUUCAACUGUGGCAUUCCCUGCUCUGUUGGUUGUCUUUGGACAUUGAAUCCUUAUGUGAGGAAGUCAUCCAGCUAGCUUAGGGAAGGCCGAUGGUUCUACCCAGGUUCAUGCUUGUGAUGAUAUAAUGCACAGAGGGGUACAUUGGGUCUUCCUCCACCAUCGUAAGCUUGAAAGUCACAGUUAAGACCUAUAAGUUUAACCUUACAAAAGCAAAACAAAAACAAACAUUAUUGUUAUGUAUUGUAUCACUGAAAUCACUUUUUAAUGGUAGUUAUAUCACACUAGUUGACUAAAGACAUGUUUGUCUAUUGGCACAUAUUUGUAUAAAUAUGUUUUUGUUAUUUUUAUUUUUUUUGUUGAUGUUUGUUUUCCUUUUAUAUUAAAGAGUCAUUAAAAACAAA
This is a messenger RNA of Mercenaria mercenaria, 7953 nucleotides long. Its product is annotated as protein ABHD8-like. Lineage: Eukaryota; Metazoa; Mollusca; Bivalvia; Venerida; Veneridae. The coding region runs from base 159 to 1682 and encodes 507 amino acids. The record is from RefSeq and is a predicted model, not a curated record. Gene Ontology annotation, molecular function: catalytic activity. The transcript has 6 exons.